AUGGACGCGCAAGGUAACGCGCCUAACAACCAGAACGUCGUUGACAACGCGAACCCAGUCGUCGACGCCAUCGCGAACAUGCGGCUUCCGGCAUUUUGGAAGCGCUCCCCGACCCUGUGGUUCAAUUACGCGGAGUCCACGUUCGUAACGCAUCGCGUCACUGCCAACGCGACCAAAGUACAUUUCGUCGUCAGCGCUCUAGAUGAAGAAGCAGUGCGAAACAUCGGCGACCUUCUGAACGCGGCCGCCUCCUACUCCGACAUUCGCACACGUCUCAUCAGCGCCUAUGAGGUGCCCAAAGCGCUGCUGUUCCGCGAAAUUGUUAAGCCCGGAGGUUUGGGUGACCGCCGACCGUCGCAGCUACUUCGUGACAUGCGCAACAGCAUGCCACCCAGCAUAGGCGAAGACGCGUUAAAAAAAUUUUGGCUACAGAAACUCCCGUCGAACGUUCCCGCCAUCCUCGUGGGUCUCGGCGCACAGUUGGACGAACUGGCCGCACGCGCAGACCGUAUUUUGGACGUGUCCAACCCGCAGAGCCUUGAUGUCCUAUCCAAAGAACAGUUUAGCGACCUGGCCGGCGCUGUGUCCGCGUUGUCACAGCAAGUCAGGUCCCUCACGAAAAUCGUCAACUCCACAGAAGGGCCAUCGCGAUCACGGUCACGAGCACCCGCGCGUUCGGACGCAGAGCAGCCGGAGAAAAUGUUUUUUUACCACGCUAAGUUCGGCAAGAGGGCACGCGCUUGUCACUCACCGUGCAGUUUCAAGCAAGAGCCACGCGAAGGUCCCACGUCCGCGCCUGCGGAAAACUAA
This is a messenger RNA of Acyrthosiphon pisum (pea aphid), 810 nucleotides long. RefSeq lists its product as uncharacterized. The transcript has a single exon. The record is from RefSeq and is a predicted model, not a curated record. Lineage: Eukaryota; Metazoa; Arthropoda; Insecta; Hemiptera; Aphididae. Bases 1 to 810 code for a protein of 269 amino acids.